Messenger RNA from Aspergillus oryzae RIB40, 933 nucleotides. Its product is annotated as FPP/GGPP synthase family protein. Bases 1 to 933 code for a protein of 310 amino acids. The transcript is spliced from 3 exons. The record is from RefSeq and is a predicted model, not a curated record. Gene Ontology annotation, molecular function: prenyltransferase activity. Lineage: Eukaryota; Fungi; Ascomycota; Eurotiomycetes; Eurotiales; Aspergillaceae. Gene Ontology annotation, biological process: isoprenoid biosynthetic process.
AUGCAGGCGUUGGAGGCAUGGUUACGGGAUAGAGGGUUGCAGGAAGCAUUUGAGAAGAUCCUCACUGGUCCGCUCGACUAUCUAAGAGAAAACCCUGGCAAGGACAUCCGAGCCAAGCUGAUUGACGCAUUUAACGAAUUCCUCGAGGUGCCAAACGACAAGCUAGACGUGAUCAAACGGAUCAUCGACCUUCUGCACAAUGCUUCUUUGCUUAUUGACGAUAUCCAAAAUUCAUCGACGCUGCGGCGCGGUGUCCCAGUCGCUCAUAGCAUCUUCGGAGUAGCCCAGACAAUCAACUCAGCCAAUUAUGCCUAUUUUAUCGCACAACGAGAGCUGACGAACCUUACGAACCCGCUUUCAUUCAGCAUCUACACCGAAGAGCUAAUCCACUUACACCGCGGCCAGGGCAUGGAAUUGCACUGGCGCGAUACCAUGCAAUGUCCGUCCGAGGUGGAAUACAUCGAAAUGGCCUUGGACAAGACUGGGGGUCUCUUCCGGCUAGCAAUCCGGCUUAUGCAGGCUGAAAGUGCCAGUGGUACUGACUACGUCCCGCUUGUGGAGACUCUCGGACUUCUUUUCCAGAUCAGGGAUGAUUAUCAGAAUCUACAAAGCGAUACUUAUUCCACGAACAAGGGGUUUUGUGAAGACAUUGGGGAGGGGAAGUUCUCGUAUCCGAUUAUUCACAGCAUUCGGUCUCGGCCGGGGGACCUUCGCCUGCUGAGCAUAUUGAAGCAGCGCAGCGAGGAUAUCACAGUUCGGAAGUAUGCAGUCGAGUAUAUCGACUCUACCGGAAGCUUUGACUAUUGUGAACGCAAAAUCAUUUCACUAAUGCAGCAGGCCAGAGAGCAAGUAAGGAGGUCUAUUGCAGAUACUACACACCGUGGAUCACAGAUCGAAAAGAUUUUGAACAUGCUAGAGAUCGACAAGAAAUGA